AUGAUGUAUCUUGGCCAAAGUUUAUUGUGUUUUCUCUGCAUUUUCACAAUUGCAAACGCCGGUGGACGUACACUCGUUCUUCUAGACAAUCUUGGAAUCAAAGAAACACAUUCAAUAUUUUUCAAAUGGCUCCAAGAUCGUGAUUACACACUGACAUACAAGCUGGCAGAUGAUCCCAAUCUACUUCUCUCAAAGUAUGGAAAUUACUCAUACGAGCAUCUGAUUAUUUUUUCACCGUCAGUCGAAGAAUUUGGUGGAGCAUUAACUGUUGAAACAAUAACUGAAUUUAUUGACAACGGCGGUAAUGUUUUGGUGACUGGUUCGUCUCAUUCCGGUGAAGCUCUGAGAGAAUUAGCGAGCGAGUGUGGCUUUGAAUUGGACCAAGAAAGUGCUAGUGUUAUUGACCAUCUAAACUACGACGUAACUGAUGAUGGAUAUCACACUAAAAUCGUCGCUGAUCCAGAGAACCUUAUCAAUGCACCGGUCAUCGUUGGAAACAGACAAGUUGCUCCGUUACUUUAUGAAGGAACUGGGUUGAUUGCUGAUAGGGAGAAUCCUCUGGUUCUUCGAUUACUUACAGCGUCCAGCUUGGCGUACUCAUACAAUCCUAAACAACCGAUCAAAGAUUAUCCUCAUGCUGUUGGGAAAAAUACUCUGCUGAUUGCUGCUCUUCAGGCAAGAAAUAACGCUCGUGUUGUAUUUACUGGGUCUCUUUAUUUCUUCAGUGACGAAGCUUUUACCAGCGCUGUUGAAAAAGCUCAAGAAGUUGCUAAAUCAAUAACUCAAUGGGUCUUCAAGGAAAACGGUGUAAUUCGUGUGUCAUCUGUUAAUCACAACCGAAUUGGUGAACACAGUCCGCCAGUUGCUUACACCAUUAUGGAUGACGUUAUUUACACAAUUACUGUUGAAAAAUUGAUGGGUGACAAAUGGGUACCUUACGAGGCCAAUGAUUUACAACUUGAGUUCGUAAGAAUCGAUCCAUUUGUCCGCAUGACCAUGACACCGUCUGGGUACGGUCGGUAUGAAGCACGAUUCAAGAUUCCUGAUGUCUACGGUGUCUACCAAUUCAAAGUCGAUUACAACAGGAUCGGUUUGACUCACUUGUACAGCACCACUCAAGUAUCAGUUCGUCCUCUUGAACAUACUCAGUACGAACGAUUCAUACCAAGUGCAUACCCAUACUACGCAAGUGCAUUCUCAAUGAUGUUCGGUGUUUUCAUAUUUUCAUUUGUAUUUCUUCACUACAAAGACAAUAGCAAAACAAAUGACGAAGCUUUUACCAGCGCUGUUGAAAAAGCUCAAGAAGUUGCUAAAUCAAUAACUCAAUGGGUCUUCAAGGAAAACGGUGUAAUUCGUGUGUCAUCUGUUAAUCACAACCGAAUUGGUGAACACAGUCCGCCAGUUGCUUACACCAUUAUGGAUGACGUUAUUUACACAAUUACUGUUGAAAAAUUGAUGGGUGACAAAUGGGUACCUUACGAGGCCAAUGAUUUACAACUUGAGUUCGUAAGAAUCGAUCCAUUUGUCCGCAUGACCAUGACACCGUCUGGGUACGGUCGGUAUGAAGCACGAUUCAAGAUUCCUGAUGUCUACGGUGUCUACCAAUUCAAAGUCGAUUACAACAGGAUCGGUUUGACUCACUUGUACAGCACCACUCAAGUAUCAGUUCGUCCUCUUGAACAUACUCAGUACGAACGAUUCAUACCAAGUGCAUACCCAUACUACGCAAGUGCAUUCUCAAUGAUGUUCGGUGUUUUCAUAUUUUCAUUUGUAUUUCUUCACUACAAAGACAAUAGCAAAACAAAGUCUGAAUAA
Molecule: messenger RNA, 1815 nt
Organism: Cotesia congregata
Lineage: Eukaryota; Metazoa; Arthropoda; Insecta; Hymenoptera; Braconidae
Source: the annotation of a GenBank genome assembly